GUUUAAUUGAAGGCAGGUGGUAAAACUGGUGUUUCUAAUAAAUAUUUUUGCUGUGAAAACCCAACCGUUGAGUCCGAAUGUGAGACAUCUGAAUACUAAAUCACUUUUUUUCUGGUUAUGCAUUCUUGGUUGUCACAGACUGGCUUGGUUUCAAGUUUCAAGUAGUUUUAUUGUCAAUGCUUCAUAUGUGCAAAACAUACAGAGAAUAGAAAUCGUGUUGUGUAAUAACAAAUAAGUGCACUUGAUCACAGGACAUAUAGUCUAUUCUGACAUAUGAGUCUGAAUAUUUUCAGGUCAGCCUUUUCUUCUGUACAGAGGGCUUGCACCAUCUGAUGAUGGAGCCGUCAGAGGAGGAGGAGGGAGGGGUUCUUAUCUCAGAGCUGAAGAGGCAGCUGGAGAGAAAAGACCUGAACCCUGAAAAGAAGAUCAGCCUGCUGAACAACGCUUUAACCGAGGUUCUGAACUUGGCAGCUGUGCAGACAAACAGCAGCUCUCUGGCUCAAGUCAAGUCUCAGCUGUAUCACAGCGGCAUCCUGAAUCACUGUGUACAGAUGCUUUCACUGCAUCCCAGCAGACUGCGGGACAACUGGACCGCCAGCGCCACACUCGCUCACCUAACCAGUUCCUGCUGUGUGGGGGUGGACCCAGGCAGCCAGUUCCAGGCCUUUCAUAGGGUUUUCUUGCCAUCAGUCAUUGAUGUCCUGCUGCCACUGGCCUGUCGGCUGAUGAGCCAGGCAGAGAGUUCGUCUGUCUUCAGGAAGGUGAUGGAUUCAGUUGGCUGGCUGCUGUCGGCUCACACUCACCUCACAACUCAGGUCCUCAGCUCUGCCUACUACGAACAGAUCCAGAUGUGUGAUGACAUUGCUGUGGGUCUGCUCUGCAUCCAGAUGUGGAUUCAAAUUUGCACAGUCAACAGGAACUUUCUCUCUGAUUUGAGCAACGACUCCGUUCUGCUGCUGCUCAACGAGGUUGUUGGCCAAUUAGCACUCAGUUCUGACUCUGCAGUGGGCGGAGCCUCCAUCACUCUGAUGCUUCUCAUGGCUAAGCAGUUGGGCCUCCGCCUCCAGCCACUCCUGCUCAAAUUCAUAGGUUUAGACAGUUUGCUGGAGAAGGACUGGAGGGGGCGGGGCUUCGACCAGGAGUUGGAUCUGCUGAUUGCAAUCGUCCAAUCAGACAAGAGUGAGAGCAGCCAGAUGGAGGUGAGUACUGAGCGUAUGCAAGCGGCAUGCGUGAUCCAAGCAGCCUGGAGAUCGUUCCAAACCCGACGCAGAGUGAAGAGUCUGAACAGAGCUGCCAGCACUUUGCAGAGGAGAUACAGGGCGCGGAGAAGGCAGCAGCAGGAGCAGAGGGAUGCGCAGCAUUGGGAGGAGGAACUCAGGUAUCAGAUGCCCCGGCCCUGUCGGUUGUCACAGUAAUGCAGGCUGAGUCCUUCCUGAGUCCGUCAGCUUCCAUUGCCGCUCGAGCGCGAAAUGCCCACAACGCUGUUCUACAAGCAAGCCGGCUGCCCUGGUGGAGGACUCUGGGAGAGCCAGACACCAGCUCGGAGUCAGGCCCCGCUCUUCUGCUGGAACUAGGAGCAGAGCUUGGAGAACCUUUUACAGGAGGUUCUGCAGACACACUGAGGUGGACAGAGCUAAAAACGAAAU
This is a messenger RNA of Austrofundulus limnaeus, 1646 nucleotides long. RefSeq names its product IQ motif containing B1 (gene iqcb1). Gene Ontology annotation, cellular component: cilium. The record is from RefSeq and is a predicted model, not a curated record. Gene Ontology annotation, biological process: cilium assembly. Gene Ontology annotation, molecular function: calmodulin binding. Lineage: Eukaryota; Metazoa; Chordata; Actinopteri; Cyprinodontiformes; Rivulidae.